CAGAUCACAAUUUCUCUCUUAUAUGAAUGCAGUUGACCCCUGCCUGCUCAAUAGAAUGGUAUAGCCCAUGGAUCAGUCCUGUGUAAUGCAUACAUGGGCCGACCCAUGAGAGGUAACCUCAUGUCUGUCAGGUGACUAUCUCUAGGGCAAUGGUCUCCAACAUGUGGCUCUCCAACUGUAGCAGAACUACAACUCCCAGUAUGCUCAGACAGCCCAUAACUGUUGCUGAACUCCAUCCUCCAAGACAUGCUGACAGUUGUAGUUUUGAAGCAGCCGGAGAGCCGCAGUUUAAAGAUCACCAGGGGAUGAAUAAUCCAUCAUACCGUCCUAUAGACUGACAGAGGGAAUAAGUUGAAGCUGGUAACCCACCUAAGACCAAACAGCAAUUCCAGAUUUUACAGACCUACAGUGGGGAUCAAAAGUUUGGGCACCCCAGGUCUAUCGUGGUCUUACAAGUCAAGGAGAGCUCAUUGCUGCAAAGCAGGUGAUUUUACACGACUCAGACCCAGAGGUGUUCGCAAAAGAACAUAAAAAGUUACAGGAAGAGGUGGACUUGUUAAAAACACUAAAGCGCCCCAAUAUAGUCGAAUACUUGGAGACAUCCUAUGAAGACUCAGUGUUGACCAUCUUAAUGGAAUAUGUCCCCGGUGGCUCCCUUUCCAGCAACUUACGCCAAUUUGGUCCUCUGAAAGAAGUUCUGAUCAGCAAGUACACGAGCCACAUCCUGCAGGGCAUUUCCUACCUGCACCGGAACAGAGUUGUGCACCGAGACAUCAAAGGGAACAAUGUCAUGCUGAUGCCAAACGGGGUCAUAAAACUCAUUGAUUUUGGCUGCGCAAAACAUCUCAACAGUCUGAGCAAUAAUGGGACCCAUGGGGACAUGCUGUAUUCAUUGCUGGGUACACCAUAUUGGAUGGCACCAGAAGUGAUCAGCGAGUGUGGACAUGGGAUGAAGUCAGAAAUAUGGAGUAUUGGAUGCACAGUAUUUGAAAUGGCAACUGGAAAUGCCCCCCUGGCUCACAUGAAUGGGGUGCAGGCCAUGUGUUAUAUUGUUGUAGCGAAGGGACCUAUGCCAACCCUCUCAGAUCACCUCUCAGGGGACGCAAGAGAAUUUGUCAAUCUAUGCUUUACCAGGGAUCAGCACAUGCGACCAUCGUCAGAACAGCUCCUCCAGCACGCUUUUGUUCACUAAACGUCAUAAACAAUCUAUGUGCCAUCAGAUUUCAUAGUGUGUUGCCUGCUCAAAAGAAACCAGAAUGACUUGGCCAGUCCAAUGGCCACCAGUCAAUCAUUCGACAUCCAUGCAGUAAAUUGGGGGUCCUGCUUAUUUAAAAGGGUACUUGGGUGGAAUUUUGUUUUUAAAUCAGCUGGUGCCAGA
Messenger RNA from Hyla sarda, 1378 nucleotides. Its product is annotated as mitogen-activated protein kinase kinase kinase 19-like. Gene Ontology annotation, molecular function: ATP binding; protein kinase activity. The transcript has 4 exons. Lineage: Eukaryota; Metazoa; Chordata; Amphibia; Anura; Hylidae. The record is from RefSeq and is a predicted model, not a curated record. Gene Ontology annotation, biological process: protein phosphorylation. Bases 632 to 1192 code for a protein of 186 amino acids.